Molecule: messenger RNA, 2695 nt
Organism: Myodes glareolus (Bank vole)
Lineage: Eukaryota; Metazoa; Chordata; Mammalia; Rodentia; Cricetidae
Source: RefSeq, a predicted model, not a curated record
AUGCGUGAGGACCUGACCUCAAGCUCCAAAACUUACAUAAAAAUGGAGACAUGGCAGUGCAUGCUUGUGGUCUCCACACUGGAGAAGCAGAAGCAAGAGCAGCCCUGGGACUUGCUGAGCAGCCAGUGUAAAGAAAAUGCCAAUGCCACUAAGAGGAGACCGCAGAAUAAAGCAAAGUGCCCAACAGUAAUAACCCAGGUAGAGCCGAGCAGGGCCGAGACGAGGCCCCAGAUUCGGGUCACCGUCAAGACCCCCAAGGACAAGGAGGAGAUCGUGAUCUGCAAUCGAGCCUCGGUCAAGGAGUUCAAGGAGGAAAUCUCCCGGAGGUUUAAGGUUCAGCAGGAUCAGCUGGUCCUGAUCUUCGCAGGCAAGAUCCUCAAGGAUGGAGACACACUGAACCAGCAUGGGAUUAAGGAUGGGCUCACAGUCCAUUUAGUCAUCAAGACCCCUCAGAAGGCUCAAGAUCCAAUGGCCACGCCUACUUCUCCACCAUCCCCUCCUGACUCUGCCUCUGCACCCUCCACCACACCUGCCUCCCCUGCUGCCCCUGCCCAGUCCUGAGGUUCUGGCAAUGCCACUUCAGAUUCUGGCAAUGGAGGAGGACCCUCUCCAGUGGCUGCAGAGGGGCCCCCAAGUGCUACUGCAUCGAUUCUCUCUGGCUUUGGGGGCAUCCUUGGCCUAGGCAGUCUGGGCCUGGGUUCUGCCAACUUCAUGGAGCUACAGCAACAGAUGCAGAGACAGCUCAUGUCCAACCCUGAGAUGCUCUCACAGAUUAUGGAGUACCCCUUGGUCCAGGAUAUGAUGUCAAACCCUGACCUGUUGCGUCACAUGAUCAUGGCUAACCCCCAGAUGCAACAGCUGAUGGAGAGGAAUCCUGAGAUCAGCCACAUGCUCAACAACCCUGAGCUCAUGAGACAGACAAUGGAGCUUGCUCGGAUCCCAGCCAUGAUGCAAGAAAUGAUGAGGAACCAGGACCGGGUCCUCAGCAACUUGGAAAGCAUCCCUAGAGGGUUUAAUGCCCUCCGCCGCAUGUACACCGACAUCCAGGAGCCCAUGCUCACAGCUGCUCGGGAACAGUUUGGCAACAAUCCCUUCUCUUCCCUGGCCGGGAACUCCGACAGCACAUCUUCCCAGCCUCUUCUGACUGAGAAUCGAGAGCCCCUCCAACCCUGGAGCCCCUCGCCCCCCAUCUCCCAGGCCCCCGGGUCCGGUGGGGAGGGCACCGGAAUAUCGGGGACCAGCCAGGUGCACCCGACAGUCUCGAACCCCUUUAGGAUCAAUGCGGCUAGCCUGGGGUCAGGGAUGUUCAACAGCCCAGAAAUGCAGGCGCUCCUCCAGCAGAUUUCUGAAAACCCCCAGCUGAUGCAGAAUGUGAUCUCAGCCCCUUGCAUGCGCAGCAUGAUGCAGACACUCGCCCAGAACCCUGACUUUGCUGCUCAGAUGAUGGUGAAUGUCCCACUGUUUGCGGGGAAUCCACAGCUUCAGGAGCAACUCCGUCUGCAGCUCCCUGUGUUUCUGCGGCAGAUGCAGAACCCAGAGUCUCUCUCCAUCCUCACCAAUCCCCGGGCCAUGCAGGCCUUGCUGCAGAUUCAGCAGGGACUGCAGACCCUGCAAACUGAAGCCCCUUGGCUGGUACCAAGCCUUGGCUCCUUUGGGACAUCCCGGACCCCUGUACCCCUGACAGGCAACUCUGGGUCUGCAGCGGAGGCCCCCACCCCCUCCCCAGGCAUGUCAGCCACGCCUCCUCCCACAGCGGGUUCCAGUGCCCAGCAGCAGCUCAUGCAGCAGAUGAUCCAGCUUCUGGCUGGAAGUGGAAAUUCACAGGUGCCGAUGCCAGAAAUGAGAUUUCAGCAGCAGCUGAAGCAGCUCAAUUCCAUGGGCUUUGUCAACCGUAAAGCUAACCUACAGGCCCUGAUCGCCACAGGUAGGGACAUCAAUGCAGCUAUUGAGAGACUCCUGGGGUCCCAGCUCUCCUGAUCCCUUGGCCCGUGCCUCCUGCCUUCCCCAGCUCUCAGUGCCAGCCUUCUGGCUCCUCUGUCAAACCCUACCUUCUGAAGCCUUCUUUGACCUCUACAAACAACAGGGUGAUUCUGGAGGCCUGGGCCCAUCCCCAUAGCUCUGUUCAAGGGUUUUGAUUUUGUUGCUGUCUUAUGAAAUCCUUUCUCCCGGGCCUCCGAGCAGAACUAUUUAGUUUGCACAGUUGGACAUUUGGCCCUACCUCCUUGCCCACAGUACUUUGGCAAUGUGCAGUCUUCUCCCAGGGUCUGAGAGGAGGACCCCCUCUGGCUCCCCAGAGUCUUCCGUCGGCACCACUAGGCUUUAGCUUGCCUUACAUUUGCUCUUGCUCUCCUCCUUUCCUCCGCACCUCAGCCCAGCCAGUGUGUGGAUUUUACUCUCUGGAGAGGAGCUGACGAAACGCUGUAGUUUUCUUUCUCUACCCCUCUUGCAUAUUCACCCAGCAUUUUCUCAUGGGCUCCUUUGGGACUCUCAGGCAGGGAGAAAGAUUCCUGUCCUCUUGCCCAAAGGGAGCCAUGAACCACCACUCUGGGCAGGAUUGCCAAUAACAGACAAGACCAGCAGAGGCUGGUGCUGACGAGCACCAGCUGAGAGUUCCUGGAGACAGGGACUUGGGGAGACAGCCUGCGCUGAAGGCUGGGAAGUUUGAAUUGAGAGUUGGGGGUCUAGAAACACCAAU